Punctularia strigosozonata HHB-11173 SS5 is the source of this 471-nucleotide messenger RNA. RefSeq lists its product as uncharacterized. NCBI's taxonomy places the organism in Eukaryota, Fungi, Basidiomycota, Agaricomycetes, Corticiales, Punctulariaceae. The record is from RefSeq and is a predicted model, not a curated record. The transcript has 2 exons. The coding region runs from base 1 to 471 and encodes 156 amino acids.
AUGACGGACAAUCAACCUACACGCUCCUUCCGAUCCGAGUACUGGCCCAUACGCGGGGUACGGACACUUGCCGGUCGAUGCGAUGCGCACUGGCAGGCGCUCGAGAGGUCACCCCAGCACCCCCUACCCCUGCCGUGGCAAGGAACGAAGGUCAGGGUAUACGACGACGCAGCAAUAACCUGGGGGACACUAUCAGUGGACCAGAUAGACGACUACUACAUCACCUUCAAAAUAAGCGGACAAACCUGGAACAUCACCCAUGUGAACGCCAGAAACCACAACCCACCUAUCAUAAUCGAAGGCGCAACUGCAAUCAGCGAAACCACCCUCCUAACGAUACCCCGAGUAGAAGAACCUCUGCUAGGCAUACCGUGGUGGAACUGGCUCCUGGCCCGCGUCAAAGGACUCCUCAACCCCGAUGUCCCCGCGGGCCUCUACGAGGGAUGGGCGGUGGAAGGACAUAUCGUGUAG